AGAAAGAGGGUCAUGAUUCUCGAUUAUUCUGAGAGCUAAAUGAUGGAUAGGCGAUUUUGGACGUGAAGUUCUACUACCGACUUGGCUGUAAAAUUCUUCAAAGAUUACAGAGAUGGUUGAUGUGGACCUUUUAUUCCAUUAUGGAGGUGAUUGGAUUAGGGUGCCAGAAGUGGUAUAUUCAAGAAAAUUGGUACACAGCUGGAAACAGUAUGAUUCUGACCUUCUGUCUUUCAUAGAUAUAGUAGAUGAGUAUACUUCCAAGCUAAGAUAUGUUGGUGUUCAACAACUAAUAAUAUAUUUUCUUUCUGGUAAAUAUUAUGAAGUAGAUGGGGAUGUUGGUAUUAAGACUUUACAGUCUUUUAUUUCUGACCAAUUCAACAUCAUUAAUCUAUUUGCUGUUGAGGAUAGUGAAAUGGGUGUUAAUGUUCCUAAUAUUGUUGACCACACUGAAUCAUCCACAGUAGAUAAUCAGGCUGCUACUGAUUGUAGUUCAAAUAAAAAUGAAGAUGAUAGUUGCCAGUCAGAUUAUGAUUCUGAAGAUUUAGAGACACUUGCGCUACAAAAUAAAAGAAAUUUGUGAUAGGUUGACUAACUACAAGGAACUAUAUAAGGGAAUGUCA
This is a messenger RNA of Nicotiana attenuata, 620 nucleotides long. RefSeq lists its product as uncharacterized. The record is from RefSeq and is a predicted model, not a curated record. Lineage: Eukaryota; Viridiplantae; Streptophyta; Magnoliopsida; Solanales; Solanaceae. Bases 113 to 580 code for a protein of 155 amino acids. The transcript has 2 exons.